AUGGAUUACUUAUGGCCACAAGAAAGACUGCUAAAAAUAUUUAGUAAAAGUUCAAUUCGUUUAGCGGUUGCGCAUGCAUCGGGCGAUGGCGUCUUAAAUAGAUGUUGUAGGUUGUGCGGAAGCGAAAAUAAUCUUCGAUGCUUUUGCACUUCUUAUAUGUGGGAAGGGGUAGAAGAGAGGUACGAUCAGAUGCUGUUCAGUAGCUUUGGAAUAAGAGUAUCGCCCCCAGAUUGCCUGGUCUGUGAGAAUUGUAUCAGACAACUUCGGAAUAUACAUAGAUUUCGAAGCUUGGUUUUGGCUGCCUUUGCAAGAGCUUCCAGUGAAUAUUCCACGCGUUUAUCACAAAAAAGUGGAAAAGGAAGUCUGAAGGCAAAAAUCAAAUGCAAGAAAUCGUCAAUUUCGGAAUAUCUGAAAAAUGAUUCGAAGGCGUACGUGAAACAGGCCAGUUCAAAGAAGUCCUCUUUAAACACGAAUGUUCAACUCAAAAGGACAAAUGUGGCUUGUUCUAUGUGUAAGCAAAGGUAUCCCAUGUUGCUACCAACGAAAACAUCGAAGAUCUUCAUAUGUUCGCGUUGUAAAAAGAAAUCGGCACCCCGUAAUACAAUAUGCAGAAAGUGUAAUAUUAUAUUGCCGGCAAAUAAAUUACGCGAACAUUUGGAAAUUCACACGAGGAACGAAAUGAAACGAAAAAGCAGAUUAAGUUUAGGUUCAAAAAACAUAAAUCAAGGAAGAACAGACGGCAAUUUUCCCCUAUUACAUCAACACUAUUGCGCCGAAUGUCCCAAAAAAUAUACAGUCGCGCAGCAUCUGGCAGCACAUGUGCAGAGAGAGCAUAGAAAAAAGUCAGAUUAUCUAUGCGCUAUCUGUGGGAAGGACCUAAAAUCACGAGAAAUGCUCGAUCGUCAUAUGAGGACGCACACGGGCCAACCCGUAUAUCAAUGCGAUGUGUGUUUACGGUAUUUUAAAGGCAAGGAAAGUUUUCAAUCGCAUUAUUUGUCACACGGAAAAUGA
This is a messenger RNA of Pieris macdunnoughi, 1011 nucleotides long. NCBI's taxonomy places the organism in Eukaryota, Metazoa, Arthropoda, Insecta, Lepidoptera, Pieridae. The record is from the annotation of a GenBank genome assembly.